GCCGACAACAUAUUGACAUAAUCUGGGGAGCCUUUGCCUCUGAUACUUCAAAAGGAAGCAACUUUCCUACUUUCCUUUAUACGAUCAAAGCAGAAAGACACUAGCUCAGAAGGUUACAUUAUCUCCAAAAUUGAAGAAAUCGAACCUGUGGUUUCUGAAAAGACUUAAACGGCAGUGUCAUACUCUGCAGCUUAUUUGACGAUACCGAUCGCAUCACAAAGAUGAAUCGAGGUACUAGACCUAGCCUUAUAGCCGACGAUCCUCGCAAGAAGCCGGUGGUCAAGAAUGCUGACAUGGAAGAGGACCAACAGCAGCAUGCUAUCGAUGUAGGGAAGCAGGCACUGGAGAAAUUCGACGUGGAGAAGGACAUUGCGGCCUACGUCAAGAAGGAGUUCGACAAAGCUUACAACCCGACCUGGCACUGCAUCGUGGGCAAGCACUAUGGCAGUUACGUCACCCACGAGACCAAACAGUUUAUCUACUUCUAUCUCGGACAGAUCGCCAUAUUGUUGUGGAAGUCCGGCUGAAGAGAUUCUACCCGACUACGAAAUUGUUUAGGCAACUGUAGCUUGUCAGAUUGUAGACACGAUAGAAUUUAAAACGUUCACAUUGGACGAAAGUCAUCGAUACAUUAAGUCCAACUUAGGCAGAUGUAUGUACCUCCAUUAUAAGCUUUAUUGUAAGCUUCGUAUCAGUUUUGAGACUAAAUUUUCAGCUUAGAAAUCAAGCCAACAUGAACAUGUCAAUUCCAGAGUGAAAACUCAACCUUUUCGAGUGAAGAUUCACUCUCGCCGUCGGAAAGUAGGGACCAGACGUUUUAGAGUGACAUUUCUUCAAUCGAAAAGAUUGAGUUUUCACUCGAGUCCCGAAUAAAGUGAUUAUUUUUUCCAGAGUAUUUCAAUCUAAUUUGAGAGUGAUUUUCACUCUAAAUCGUCUUGUCCCAAGUUUCACUCUUUCAGAUUUAGAGAAAUAUAGUUCUGUCAAAUAUGGUUACCAGCGACUGCCAUCGGCAUUUUUUCAGAACCUCUCUUUCACCUUGCGUAAACCAAUUAGUAUCUUUCCGUUAGGUGUUUUCACAUUCCUUUGCCACAUCAUUUUCAUUGUAAUUCACCUGCCCUUAUUGUCAUUUUCGUUCAUGUUCCAUCAUCAAUUCUCCGUCAUCUUCCGUCGUCUUCAUUUCCCAUCUCUUCCUUCAUCAUCAUCCCAGAAACCCUUCUCAUCCUUCAUUCCAAUUUUCUGUCAUCAUCCUAUCAUCAUAUCCCAUCACCAUUCUGCAUUGUCCAUCUUGCACCUUUCCUUAAUGUACUUUCGCCUCAGUCCCCAUUUAUCUUACUUCUUAACAUUAUAAUGGUUUUACCCCUUCUGUCACCGUCCUACAUCCUCACUUUGCAUGACUUCAUCUCUCUUUAGUCAUUUUUUAACUUAAAGUUACAUCCAUGGAAAGUUUUAUUUUCUUGAUUAUCCAUCCCCCUCCUUUGUUAAGUUUCAGUGAUAAAAACGUAAUGUGUUCAUUCUCUUGAACCACAAUUCAUUUUUUAUUUUGUUACAACAGUGACUCCGAUUUGCAUUAUUUUGUGUUAUUUUUUCGACUUAUGUCUAUCGCUAGGACACCCUUUAAAAAAGAAACAAGAUAGAAAGUAAACAGAAUUGUAAAGUUAUAUUUAGAAAAUGCCAUGAGUGACAGGAUCUUAUAUUUUAAUAAAUAGUACAAGGAAUUUUGCAGUA
Molecule: messenger RNA, 1725 nt
Organism: Acanthaster planci (crown-of-thorns starfish)
Lineage: Eukaryota; Metazoa; Echinodermata; Asteroidea; Valvatida; Acanthasteridae
Product: dynein light chain LC6, flagellar outer arm pseudogene
Source: RefSeq, a predicted model, not a curated record